Messenger RNA from Conger conger (European conger), 1578 nucleotides. RefSeq names its product eukaryotic translation initiation factor 4E binding protein 3, like (gene eif4ebp3l). Bases 1211 to 1543 code for a protein of 110 amino acids. Gene Ontology annotation, molecular function: eukaryotic initiation factor 4E binding. Gene Ontology annotation, cellular component: cytoplasm. Gene Ontology annotation, biological process: negative regulation of translational initiation. The record is from RefSeq and is a predicted model, not a curated record. The transcript is spliced from 3 exons. Lineage: Eukaryota; Metazoa; Chordata; Actinopteri; Anguilliformes; Congridae.
UUGUUCUGGCUUCACCGGGACGUUGGCGUCAACCGCUUUGUCUUCGGGUUUAGCGUUACUGAUUUGAAUAUCUUCUUUGCUUGCGAGCUAACCGAUUAUUGUAUCGUGCCUUAUGCGUAUCACUCUUAGUUAUAGUCUUAGCUUUUGGAAGAAUACGAAAUUCAUUAUAUUGUUUAAGGUAACUGUGACAAUUUUAAACAUGUUACGUACUCUAACGAACUCCCAUCUACUCGUGCCAUAGCCUACUUUUAAGUUGAUUUUCAUAUCCAACGUAAGAUUAAUAAUCAGUCAAUUUCUGCAUAGCCUACCGUUUUUAUAAAGUGCUAAUAUCCGAUCUAACGUUGUAUAAUGUAUGUUAAGUAGAGUAUGUGAUGUGUCUCAGAGAUCACUCCCUAAACUUUGUACAGUAGCGAGCUUCCUUUGUUUAUUAGCCUAGCUAGGUAGCUAACAGUUACGUGACACACGUGGCUUGUAAACAUCGUCCCUACGCAAUGUUGCCAAAUAGAGCAAGCAGCAGUCUUGACUCUUGACUUUUCAUGUAAUGCCACUAACUUGUAUUGCAGAACAUGUUACGGAUACUAUCGAUCAAAUUUCCCAAGCAAAUGAGUAAAACAAAACGUUAUGGAAAUAACGCGACGGUUUAGUGCGCCACAAAUGCAACUGUCAAUAAGUCCACAUUGACCUUAGCCGGAAACAAAUCAUAUGGAUAUUCUCUCUGCAUCUGUUGAGAGAAGACGGCGUGCAUGAAACCAGUUUGAUAAAGCCUUGCAUGGUCCCGAAUGUGUACAAAACUCCGUGCACCACGUGAAGGGAACUCGGGUGCCUUUCAGUGGUUGCGAAACCGGAUCACAUGAAUCUGGUCACGUACGUUUUUUUUUCUAAACGCACUCUGCAAAAACAGGCGCACAUGGACAACACAUUGCACUCUCGCCUGGCCUCGCCCGAUGCACCAGGGACGCGGACCUCUCUCCGACUCAUUUCAAAUAUAUAUUUUAAUUCAUUUCAGCCCAUCUCUCUGGCGAUAGGUUAUCUGUUUUGAUGCAGUUUCGUCUCUGAGCGAUUAAGCUAUCUGGCUUUGUUCUAAUCCGUGCCUCCUUGAAUAGGCUACUUACUACCUUCUAGCCAACUCUGCUGUCCAUAUUUUUUUAUAUUUUAUUUUUUUACAAAAUAUAUAUUUUUUGUAGCAAAUAAACUAUCGUCCAAAAUAACCAUGUCUACGAAGUGCAAUGAGACCAAAAGUUGCCCCAUCCCUACCCGUGUCAUGCAUCUGAAGGACUGGUCGCAGCUUCCCGACUGCUAUAGUCAGACUCCCGGGGGCACGCUCUUCUCCACGACGCCUGGAGCAGGGCACCACAGCACCGCCCCUUUCUACGAAAAGUCAGCAGAGGAGCAGAGCUCUGCUGGGGCGCAGGAGAGCGAGCGAGCGAGCAAGGGGGAGAGAGAGGAACCAGGAUCAUCUACGACAGGAAGUUCCUGCUGGACUGCCGGAACUCGCCCAUCGCCCGGACCCCCCCCUGCUGCCUGCCCCAGAUCCCCGGGGUGACGGCCCCCUCGUCGCACCCCCUGGGGAAGCUCCAG